AUGGCGAUAGUGGGCGACUCCUUCGCUUCUGGUGAGGGAAACCCAGAUAUUCAACGAAGAGGAGAAGCAAAAGCACAAUGGCUAGAUGAGAGAUGUCAUCGCUCUGGGAAAUCAUUCGCCGCACAGGUGUUUGCAAAGAUUCAGAAAAUGAGAGAAAAUAUCUAUCUUACUUACUUGGCUUGUGCUGGAGCCACUGUGGAGAAUGGAAUCUUGAAGGCAAAGGGAGAGCCAAGCCAGCUGAACGUACUGGAGAGUAUCGCGACUAUGAGGUAAGG
Strongylus vulgaris is the source of this 275-nucleotide messenger RNA. NCBI's taxonomy places the organism in Eukaryota, Metazoa, Nematoda, Chromadorea, Rhabditida, Strongylidae. The record is from the annotation of a GenBank genome assembly.